Ceratotherium simum simum (southern white rhinoceros) is the source of this 2673-nucleotide messenger RNA. NCBI's taxonomy places the organism in Eukaryota, Metazoa, Chordata, Mammalia, Perissodactyla, Rhinocerotidae. The record is from RefSeq and is a predicted model, not a curated record.
UUCUGGCUUAUUUUAUAGAUCGUAGAGUCUGUCCCUCCAGCGGGGCCUGAGGCGUCGCAGUCGACGACGGAGGAAAACGAAGAUGACAUUCAGUUUGUUAGUGAAGGACCAUCAAGACCUAUUGUUGAAUACAUUGAUUUGGUCUGUGGUGAUGAUGAAGAGCCUAGUACUUAUCAUAGUGAUAUUGUGUUCCCUAAAAUGCCAAAACGACAGGGUGAUUUUUUGCAUUUUUUAAAUGUGAAGAAGGUGAAAACAGACACAGAAAGUAAUAAUAGGAACAAAAAUCACUGUGGAUUGUGUGAAUCAAAGUUUGAAUAUAUUGAACAACCAGUCAUUGAAGAAAAACCAUCAUGUUCAUCAAAAGAAGAAAUAGAUAAUCAUGUGCUUCCAGAUUGUUGGAAUGAAAAACAAGCAUUUAUGUUUACAGAACAGUACAAAUGGCUUGAAAUAAAAGAAGGUAAAUUAGGAUGUAAGGAUUGCUCAACAGUUCGGCAUUUGGGAUCGAAAGCGGAGAAGCAUGUCCAUGUGUCCAAGGAAUGGAUUGCGUAUUUAAUAACUCCUAAUGGCAGUAAUAAAACUACUAGACAGGCUUCUCUGCGGAAAAAAAUUAGGGAACACGAUGUUUCUAAAGCGCAUGGUAAAAUUCAGGAUUUGUUAAAGGAAUCAGUUAAUGACUCAAUUUCUAAUUUAGUGCAUAAACAAAGUAAUAAAAAUAUUGAUGCUACUGUAAAAGUUUUCAAUACUGUUUACAGUUUAGUAAAACAUAAUAGACCUUUAUCUGAUAUUGAAGGGGCAAUAGAGUUACAAGAGAAAAAUGGAGAGGUCAAUUGUUUAAAUACGCGAUACAGUGCAACAAGAAUAGCAGAACAUAUUGCAAAAGAAAUGAAGAUGAAGAUAUUUAAGAAUAUUAUAGAAGAGAAUGCCAAAAUCUGUAUUAUAAUUGAUGACGCAUCUACAGUUUCGAAGAAAAGCACUCUAGUGAUUUAUCUCCAGUGCACAGUUCAGUCAGCUCCUGCACCAGUUAUGUUAUUUGUUGCUUUAAAAGAAUUGGUGUCAACCACAGCAGAGUGUAUUUUCAAUACAUUAUUGAGUACUUUAAAUGAUUGUGGCUUUACUAAUGAAUAUUUGAAAGCAAAUUUAAUUGCAUUUUGUUCUGAUGGUGCUAAUACAAUGCUGGGAAGAAAGUCUGGAGUAACUACAAAGUUGUUAGAAAGUUUUCCUGAAAUCAUUAUUUGGAACUGUUUAAACCAUCGAUUGCAGUUGUCACUUGAUGAUUCAAUAUCUGAAAUAAAACAAGUUAAUCAUUUAAAAAUAUUUCUUGAUAAAAUUUAUUCCAUUUAUCAUCAAUCUAAUAGAAAUCAAAAGAAGCUUUUAGAAACUGUAGCUAAAGAUCUUGAAGUGGAAAUUGUUAAAAUUGGCCGGGUAAUGGGACCAAGAUGGGCAGCGUGCAGGUUACAAGCUGCUACUGCUGUGUGGCACGCCUAUCCUGUGUUAUAUAUGCAUUUUUCUCAUUCUUAUUCUGGUUUGGCAAAGAGAUUAGCUAACAUUAAUUUCUUGCAAGACCUUGCUUUAAUGAUUGACAUUCUUGAAGAAUUUUCACUACUUUCAACUGCAUUACAGUCAAGAUCAACUAACAUUCAGAAAGCACAGAAGUUUAUCAAACGUACCAUAAGAGCUUUGGAAAAUUUAAAAAUUGGUACUGGGAAGCAUGAGUCACAAAUUGAAGGUUUGAUUAAGUCAGAUAAGUUUAAAGGUAUUCCAUUUAACAAAAGUAAUAAAUUUAAUGCCCUUCCUAGGAGUAUGUUACUAGAAAAUGUAAUUCGACACAUGAACUUACGUCUUUUAUCUGACAGGAACCAUGAUGAAAGUAUUUUUAAUUAUUUUGAUUUGCUAGAACCUUCUACAUGGCCCUAUGAAGAAAUAACUUCACCAUGGAUAGCUGGUGAAAAAAAAUUAUUUCAUCUAUGUGAAAUUUUAAAAUACGAGAUUGAUUUGAGUGAUUUUCGGGAAUUUGUCAAUAAUAAUAUAAAAUCAAACAAUGUUUCAAUUCCUGCAAGUAUACAAAAAGCUAAAAAGAUAGUUAGCACUAUUGCAAUCAAUAGCACUGCAGCUGAAAGAGGUUUCAAUUUAAUGAACAUAAUUUGUACAAGGGUGAGAAAUAGUUUAACAAUAGAUCACAUAUCAGAUUUGAUGACAAUAAAUUUGUUGGGGAAAGAGUUAGCAGAUUGGGAUGCAACUCCGUUUGUAAAAUCCUGGUCAAAUUGCAACCAUAGGUUGGCUACAGAUACAAGAGUUCGGCAAAAAUCAAAAACCUAUGAGAAUCGGUUGGCUGUAUGGAACUUACAAUAAAGAGUAUUGUGUAUGCUUUUAUCAUUUGUAAAUUGUAUGCUACCCAUCUUUUAUAUACAUAAAUUUUUUUUUUUAAAGCCAGUAGUUAAACUUUUAUCAGCACGUUGCUGUUUAAAAGGGAUUCUCCAAAGAGGUAAAGUUGAUGAUUGCUUUUAGGAGCUAUAGUUUUUUAGAGGUUGCCCCGUGUCUGCUAGAGUGAGCCAUAACAUGUUCCAAGGAGUGCUGUACAGAACAUCCAACCAUUUCCACUUUUGCUUUGUUUUACUUUAGUAAAGAUGCAAGAGAAUAGCAGAACCCAGAUAAGAUCUAAGCUGGAAAUUAUAU